AAACAAAGAUCUUCUCCUUCAACAGUGCAGAUGAAGAAAAUGAAUGAUAGUGAACUGAGGAUUGUUCUGGUUGGAAAGACUGGAGUGGGAAAGAGUGCUGUAGGGAACACUCUCCUGGGGGGAGAGGUAUUCAAGUCUGAGUUAUCGGGUAUCUCAGUGACUCCAGCUUGUCAAAAAGUGAUCAGGAACAUCAGUGGUAGGAGUGUUGCCAUCAUCGACACACCAGGACUUUAUGACACCCAAUUUUCAAAUGAAGAAAUUGCGGAAAAGAUCAAGUAUUGCAUGUCCCUCUGUGCACCAGGCCCUCAUGUGUUCUUGGUGAUUAUUCAGCUGGGCAGAUUCACUAAUGAAGAAAUUGAGACUGUAAAGCUCAUCAAGAUGAUUUUUGGUGAAGACUCUUCACAAUACACCAUGGUGAUCUUCACCCAUGGAGACAAGCUGAAGAAAAGCAGGAAAAGUAUUCAUGAAUUUCUUUGUGAGAGUCCUAAUCUGAUGCAGUUGAUCCAAACCACCAGUAGACGAUACAGUGUCUUAGAAAAUACUGAAAAAGAUCCGAUGCAGGUUAAAAUGGUGUUUGAGCAGAUCGAACAGCUGGUUACUGGAAAUGGUGCACAGCACUACACAAAUGAAAUGCUGCUGAGGGUUGAGAAAGCAAUUCAAGAGGAGAAAUUAAGACUUCAAACAAAAAAGCCAAUGAAUGAAGCUGAGGCAAGAAUAAAAGCAGAAAGAAACAAUGAAUUCCUUAACGCAGCCAUUUCUGGAGUUUGGGACAGCAUAGCAGAAAUACAAAGAAUCUGCAGAGUACAGUAA
Molecule: messenger RNA, 810 nt
Organism: Electrophorus electricus (electric eel)
Lineage: Eukaryota; Metazoa; Chordata; Actinopteri; Gymnotiformes; Gymnotidae
Product: GTPase IMAP family member 7
Molecular function (GO): GTP binding
Source: RefSeq, a predicted model, not a curated record